GACUCUCUCACCCGAUCUUCUCAUUCAAACAACAAACGCAGCAGCUACUCCCCUCUCUCUCAAACAUCACCUUCGUCGCCAUCGCCUCCGGCCUUCACCCACCGCCGAUCACUUCACCGGCGAGCAUUCCCCUCUCUUCCCUCUUCUUCUUCUUCUCCUCUUCUUCUCCUUCCCCUUCGAGCUCAUCAUCCUCUCCUCACGCUUCUGUUUUUCUUCUUCUUCCUCAACCACCACCUUCGCCAGCCACCACCAUCGCCGAACCAUCCUCCUCCUCCUCCUCCUCCUCCUCCUCCUUCUUCUUCUUCUUCUUCGAACCAGCACCACACCGAGCUCUCUCUCUCUCUCUCUCCCUCUCUCCUUCCCUCUUUCUUCCCCUCCUUCCCUGUUCGCCGCCGGCCACCCAGCGCCGUCGCGGCUUCCUUCUUCUUUUUCUUCCUCCCACUCUGCCAUGUCCCGUCUCAAACUUUCUGAAACAGAACACGCUUAACAGCCCCUAUUUCCCCGUUUCCGGCGAGCUUCCCAACUUCCGGGCAACCAACGUCCGCCGUCUCUAGCUUUGGCAACAACACAGUGCCAUUGCAAUCCUCCCCCAUUCUCUGUUCCCUCUGUUUUUGGAUCAUCAUUCAAGGCUGCUGCUCUCAACGACCAUCGUGCCAUGACGGAGAAGGUGGCGCCUCCACCGUCGAAGCCGCUAACACCUCAGGAAUGGGAAGCCCUAAUCGAGGACUUCCAAUUCAGUGGCGGAGAAAGAAGGCAGAACAAGUGGAGCUCUCUCCCUUCGCUCUUCGAUCUCCUCCUCAACUCGGUCCUCCGCAAGGACUUCCCUCUCUCCGUCAAGUUCCAGCUCCUUGUAUUCCUCGACGAGUUCUCCGAUUCAUUCUUUACUCCUGACGACGACCACGCACACCAACUCGACCAUGUAAUUGACGCGCUCCGCACCGUUGUCCAAUCCCAGAUCGACGGCGUUUACAUAACCACCUUGUUCAGAGAACAGUUCAUGAUCUCUGUUACCUCGAUCGUUGUUUGCGUCACUGAGAAGAAGCUUCAAUUACACGUUCAACAAAUUGUAAGUUUGGUUGAGCUGUUGUUAACGGUCAUCAACCGGCCGAAUUUCGGGUCGGAUCGUCAAACCCGAUCCAUCGCAUGCGAGUGCUUGCGCGAAUUGGAGCGUUCCAACCCGUGCCUUCUCUCCGACGUCGUUGGCCACUUGUGGAGCUUGUGCCAGAACGAACGAACACAUGCUUCGCAAGGUUAUAUCUUGUUAUUAACCAUGGCUAUUCAUAACAUCGUUGUUAAGCAAUUGCAUGUUUCUGUUGUGAAUUCUUCCAUUCCUAUGGUCCCAUUCAAUGCGCCACAAUGUGUGUUGAGUGAUUCCGGGGUGGCUUAUGGUGGUAAUUUGAACCUGAAGGAGUUGAGGAAGGCUUUGGCGUUUUUGCUUGAGUGGCCACAGAUUUUGACACCUUGUGGGAUGAUGGAGUUCAUGGCGAUGGUGAUUCCUGUGGCUGCCGCAUUGGAAAUGCAACCUUCAAUGCUGAAGGUGCAGUUUUUCGGGUUGAUUUAUUCCUAUAACCCUGUUCUGUGCCAUGUUAUUUUGAUGAUGUAUUUGCGUUUCUUGGAUGCUUUUGCUGGCCAAGAAUGGGAGCUUUCACAAAGGCUCUUGUUGAUUUCAAGAGAAUCACAGCAUUACUUGGUUUUUCGGCUGCUGGCUGUGCAGUGGUUUUUGGGUUUCAAUCAGCUUAUUUUUAGUAGAAGUUGUCAGAAGACUAAGUCUAUGAUCAAGGCUUGCUCAAGUUUUUACCCUGCUUUAUUUGAUCCACUGGCUUUGAAGGCCUUGAAGCUCGACCUUCUUGUGUUUUGCUCGGUGUGUGUUGAGGUACUUAGAAUGAAAGAAGAUGGGGAUGCUGAGUUAGUUGAUUCAGUGAAGCUGCUUGAAGAUGGUCUCAUAUGUGUAUCAUCUUUCAAAUGGUUGCCUCCCAGUAGCACUGAAAUUGCCAUUGCGUUCCGUACUUUCCAUAAGUUUCUAAUUGGUGCAUCAACUCAUUCAAACAAUGAUCCUUCUACCACAAGAAAUCUGUUGGAGUCUAUGAUAUUUCAUACCAUAGAGGGGAUGCUUGUGAACAUGAUGUUGGAGAGUCGGAGAGUGGUUCCUGUUGUUGUGGCAUUUGUUGACCGUUUACUCUUUUGUAAGAAACAUUCUUGGUUGGCUGAGCGCUUACUUCAGAAAUUUGAUGAGCACUUGCUUCCAAAAGUGAAAAUGGAUUAUAAGUUGGUUUACUGCUUCCCUAUAUUUGAUAGAAUUGCUGAAAAUCAAACAAUACCUCCAUGUGGAUUGUUAGAUCUUCUCGCAAACUUCAUCAUUUUCCUUGUGGAGAGACAUGGCCCAAAUACUGGGUUAAAAUCUUGGUCACAGGGAAGCAGAGUUCUUGGAAUUUGUCGAACUAUGAUGAUGCACCACCAUAGUUCUAGAUUGUUCCUUAGACUAUCUCAUCUGCUUGCUUUUACUUGCCUCCAUUUUCCUGAUUUGGAAGUUCGUGAUAGUUCAAGGAUCUAUUUGCGUAUGCUAGUCUGCAUUCCCGGGAAGAAGCUCAGAGACAUCCUGACCCUUGGGAACACGAUCCAUGGGAUUUCACCAUCUUCACACCCAUCCUCGUUUUUCAACGUUCAGUCUCCUCGAUCUACUCAGAAACUCAAGACAAUUAAAAACUUAUCCACAUGCAUUCAUCUUGAUCGUGUCACCCCGUUGCUUGUUAAACAAUUUUGGUCUCUAUCAUUAUCAAAUUUAGUUGUAAAUAACAGCAAACCUGUGUAUCUUGAGAGCAUCACGGACCUUGAAACCCCUGUUGAGGACAAGGAAUGUUCCGAGAACUCCAGUACAGAGAUCACUCAUGAAACCAGAAAACUGGAUCAACCACAAGCGCCGCUCCGUGUGAUGGAUUCUAAAGUUGCAGAAAUUUUGAAUAUAUUAAGGAAGCAAUUUUCCUCUAUACCUGACUUCAGAUAUAUGCCAGGACUCAAAGUUAGAAUAUCAUGUAGAUUAAGAUUCGCGUCUAAUACUUUCAAUCGCUUAUUGGGAAUUGAUAGCACCACCACAUCCUUGGAUGAUAUGGAUGCACUUCCUGCUAUAUAUGCUACUGUGCUGAAUUUCUCCUCUUCUGCACCGUAUGGACCAAUUCCAUCAUGCCACAUACCAUUCCUUCUUGGUGAACCUCACAGCAAUGAUGAUUCAUCUCAAAAUGCAUCGUUAAGUAUUGUUCCUGUUGGGAGUGAUUUCAGAGAAGAAAAAUAUAGAACUACAGUUAUCAUCGAAUUGGAGCCUAGGGAACCAACACCAGGUAUCGUUGAUGUUCACAUUGAAACGAAUGCAGAAAAUGGUCAAAUCAUCCAAGGUCCACUUCAGGGAAUCACAGUAGGCAUAGAAGAUAUGUUUCUAAAGGCUAUUGUCCCAUCCGACAUCCCAGAAGCCGUGAUACCUCGAUACAACUUUGACUUGUUCACUGCUUUGUGGGAGGCAUGUGGCUCAUCCUCCAACACUGGCAGGGAAACUUUUCAAUUAAAAGGCCGCAAUGGGAUUGCUGCCAUCAGUGGAACUCAAUCUGUCAAGCUUCUCGAUGUUCCUGCAACCUCCUUGAUCCGUGCAACCGAGCACCAUCUGGCACCCUUUGUCAUAGGUGUGAGGGGGGAGCCACUGAUUGAAGCUCUAUGGGAAAGGAGAAUCAUCCAGGACAUCAUAUGGGAGGAUGAUUCCCGUGAUGCUACAUCAGUCGCUAAUCUUGAGGCAGGUCCACUUCGCCUUACUUACAAUGAUCAAGAGUAUGAGAAGGGAGUUACUAGCAAUGGCAGAAGAAGAUACUUGGGCUGUUUUCUUGUGCUGAUAUUUCUUCCACCAAGGUUCCAUCUUCUUUUCCAAAUGGAAGUUGGUGAUGUUUCAACUUUAGUUCGUAUCCGUACAGAUCACUGGCCUAGCUUAGCCUACAUCGAUGAUUAUUUAGAAGCUUUAUAUCUCUCAUAAAAGACGUCUCUCUGCCAAAGGGUCACACUUGCAUUUUGUUGAACCCCUUUCUGUAUUUUCGAUGUGGAGGAGGGUAAAUUUUUUUGUAUCCCAUAAUAAAUAGUGUACAUACCUCGAGUUAAGUCCUUUUUUGCAUGUUAUCAUGCUCAUGCAUUCACUUUGUUGUUAAUUCAAGGAGUAAACAACCAAAAUGUCCCUCAAUUAUUAAUUCUAUUACCUUCAAGCUGGCGUUUGGUAACCAAAAUGUUUAAACAUUUCCGAAAACACUAAGAGUAAAUUACUUCUUUGAUCAGUGGAAGCUUAAUUAAUUUUUGGUGUGAGGAAUGCUGCCAAGGAAUGAUCACGGCCAGAAUUUCCAUUCAUGAUUUCAUAGAGAUAGAGUUUCAACAUCAGCAAAAUCUUCAUGACCACAAGAGGCAGAAAGCAAAAGGAAACAGAGGAUAAAAAAGGAAACAAGAAACAAUGAAAUGAGGAUUCAGAAAGCAACAACACCAACACUUUGAUGUGUAUAAAUGGAUGAUAGAGACAGCCACAGUAUAGUUCUCAAUUUCCAAAUGCAAACGCCAAACCUUCGCUUCUUCCUUUCCCAAACACGACACUUUGUUCUUCAGAAUUGAAAGGAAAAAAUGGUAGCUGAUGGCAAGUCCAAACCUGUGAUCUCCUUCGCUGGAACCUUCACCAGCAGUGCUUUCUCUGCAUGCUUUGCUGAGGUGUGCACUAUUCCCUUGGACACUGCCCAAGUUAGGCUUCAGCUUCAAAAACAAGCUUUGGGUGCCAAUGCACUCACGACGCCUAAUUAUAAGGGUAUGAUGGGAACUGUUGCAACCAUUGCUAGGGAAGAAGGUCUUGCAGCACUCUGAAGGGCAUUGUGCCGGGGAUACAUCGUCAAUGCUUGUAUGGAGGUUUAAGAAUUGGGUUGUAUGAUCCUGUUAAGACUUUAUAUGUCGGAAAGGAUCAUGUCGGAGAUGUUCGAUUGCGCAAAAAAAUUCUUGUUGCGCUAACAACGCGGUGAUGUGGCAAUUGCAGUGGCGAAUCCAACAGAUAUUGUUGAAGUUAGACAUCAAGCAGAAGGAAAAUUGCCUCCUGGUGUGCCAAGGCGUUACUCGGGAUCUUUAAAUGCAUAUUCUACAAUUGUGAAACAGGAAGGAAUCGCAGCCCUUUGGACUGGUCUUGGCCCCAAUAUAGCCAGAAAUGCUAUUAUCAAUGCUGCUGAAUUGGCCAGCAAUGAUCAAGUGAAAUAGACUAUUUUGAAAUUGCCAGGCUUCUCUGACAAUGUUGUAACUCAUCUCCUUUCUGGUCUAGGGGGAGGGUGCUUUGCUGUUUGUAUUGGCUCUCCAGUUGAUGUGGUUAAGUCAAGAAUGAUGGGAGAUUCUAGUUACAAAAGCACCCUUGAUUGUUUCCUCAAGACAUUGAAGAACGAUAUAUGUUUCCUUUCUGAAGUUUCCAUUUUGCUCUUCUAUGAACAACUUAGCAUCUUUUUGUGGUGCUCACAAGCUCACAAGGAAAUACACUGUCAAAAGUUUGUUUUAUCAGAACUAAUUGAUAAUGGAAUUUGGAAUCUAAUGUUUUCUAGGGACCUUUUGCCUUUUAUAAAGUCUUCAUCCCAAAUUUUGGACGGCUAGGAUCUUGGAACGUAAUCAUGUUUCUAACCUUAGAACAG
Molecule: messenger RNA, 5669 nt
Organism: Arachis stenosperma
Lineage: Eukaryota; Viridiplantae; Streptophyta; Magnoliopsida; Fabales; Fabaceae
Exons: 13
Coding region: 656-4009 (1117 amino acids)
Biological process (GO): endosomal transport
Cellular component (GO): AP-type membrane coat adaptor complex
Source: RefSeq, a predicted model, not a curated record